UCGCGCGGUGAGCAUUGAGUGCAAGAGUGAAAAGAAAAGCAGAAAAUAGCCGGAGGAAAAGGUGGUCUCGGAGUUGUAUGAAUCGUUCGGGAACAUUGGUGAUACGUUGAAGAAACCAAGGAAAGUGGUCCACGGGAAGCUGCUGGAAUGCUGCGAUUGUUUCUUAUAGUGACGCUUCUGGCGUCACCAAUUGCAGCCAAGAAUGUUGAAAGGCGUCGCUUGAACUAUAGACGCUCAACGACAACAACCACCGCACCUGCUGUGGAGGACAACGACAGCUCGGAGAUAAAAUAUAACGACAACGGUAAUGAUGGCUUCUAUAAACCGGGCGAUUCGCACACGAUCAAUGGAGGCCAAUCAACUUAUCCGAAUGGGGAUGGCAAUGGGAAGGAAAAUUCGUUCAAGCCUAUCACGAUCAAUGGCGACAAAAUAAAGGCGUUCUCGGAGUACACCAUUGGCAGUACGAAAUAUUCCGACCCUAGCGACUUCGACUCGGAGGAGAAAUAUGGCUAUGGCCUCAAAAACCAUAAAGCGGUUACAACAAACACGAACAGUUUCAAACCUAGCUCCAACCUCGACUUUCUAAGUAGUGACUACCGUAUUCCCAACCAAGACACCAAACAGAAAGCUUCUGCCACCAAUAAAUUCUCGGUUUAUCACCCGAUCCCGACGAAGCCUACUCUCACGGGUAAGCUAGACCAAUUUGACGACUCAAACGAAUUCGACGUUUACUCAGGUUUUAAACCGUAUAAUGAUAACUUCAAGCCCACGCAGCAAAAGUAUGCAAAGUCGACCGUUUCUCCUUUUUCAACAUUUUCAGGCUCCUCUCUCUUUGACGGAAAGGUGAAGAAACUAUCGUACAAUUUCCCAGAUGAUUACGACCUGGGAACGACUACGACCAAGUACAAAAAGAACAAACUUUCGACAGACGAUGACAGUUUUGGCGAAUCCACUUCGUAUGGGGUUGGCCAUAGUUACGGUGUCGGUAAGCCAGAGCGUGGUUUCCACAAUGGUGGCAAAAAGAAAAGCUCAUACAAUUUUGGUGAACCGCCUCAUUCUCCGUUGAAAAACUAUGGUGAUGGAGUUGUAGGUAAAAAUGACAAGACUUCAUCUACUAUUUACGAUACUGACAGCGAAGAGAGCGGUUUUGGAAGUGCUAAAUUCAAACCGUUCGCUAAGGGAAAUGGCUACUCGAACAGUUUCAUCAUCGAUGUCAACGAUGAUUCGAGCGAAUCCUUCGCGAAACCGAAAAUUCCAAAACUGCACUCAUCCUUUGAUGCGAGUCCCACUAACCCACUGGCGCAAUACGACAGCGACUUCGAUGUCAAGAACAUCAAGCUGCCCGGCAUCCAAACUAAAAACAGACCUCCCGCUUUCACCAUACAGUCGCAGCUUAGAUCCAAACAGCAAGGUUCCGAUAUUGACAAUCCUAACCCGCUUGAGUUCCGUCCUAAUUUUAAACUACAAGAUGUACCCAAUCUUUACCCUGAUGAACAUCUAGGUUCCGGAGCCGUAUCUAAAACUCAGCUUGAGAACUUCCUCCAUGCCGAGCAGGCAUUCGUGGAUGAUGCCAUUCGGACACACUACCAGGAUGGCGGAAAUCCACCGCCAAAGAAGGGACAUCAUCAGCAGUUUUUGAAGCAACAGGAAGAUGAUCAUUUGGAGAAAGAAGCGCUGAAGGCACAGAUCGAAUUUCUGAAGGCUCAAGCCGCGAAACGUCCAGCUGAAUUCAAACAGCGUCCUCCCGGUGGUCAAAAUCCCUAUAAUGGCUUUCCUCAGAACCCGAAUCAGCCCCACAUCCAAGGACCACAAAAUUUCGGCCAUCACAAUCCUCAAGGUCCUCAAAUACCUCACAACCUAGGACCAAACAGCCAGGGUCCGCACAGUUUGGGGCCGCAGCAUCUGGGUCCUGGUAAUUUUGGCCACCGCAAUCACGGUCCACCUGGACCCCUAGGGCCGAGAGGUCGUCCGGUUCGUCGCACCCCACCGCUCACGGCUCAGUUGAAAGCCACUCUGCCGCUGGCGCGUGUUCCCCACUUCAAUGAGCGGGCCUACAGUAUUAGCUUUAAGGUUUAAGUACCACUAGUGGGGUGAGCAUCCCGGAAGUCAGCUUGACUCAAUUCAUAGUGCAAUUUGGCUUGUUUUUUUUUCAAGAGUAAAUUAGUUAAGAUAGGUUUAUUAGUAUUAAAGUAUUUAUUUGUUGUAGAUU
Messenger RNA from Toxorhynchites rutilus septentrionalis, 2209 nucleotides. RefSeq lists its product as uncharacterized. Bases 148 to 2076 code for a protein of 642 amino acids. The record is from RefSeq and is a predicted model, not a curated record. The transcript is spliced from 3 exons. NCBI's taxonomy places the organism in Eukaryota, Metazoa, Arthropoda, Insecta, Diptera, Culicidae.